AGUCCCGCCCCCUGUCGCCUCCGUCAAAACCGGGAAAGGACGACCCGGAAGCACGGUCACUGCCACGGGGGUCGCGCCAGGGCGGACGUCACACACAUGAAUACGCUAGGAAUCACGGGAUUGCCCGCCGCGCUACGCGGGCCGCGCUCGCUGACUACGAGUCGCAUAGUUUAUGACCUCACGCAUAGCGGACAGAGUCUGCUCUUUGCUGAGCCUAGUUGCUUUGUUGUGACAUUCGAGCGAAGGCGACGAAGGGGUCACCAGUGCUGACCCCGCAGGCCACUGUCACGGAGCCUAAGCGCAAAAGGAAACUGGGAGGCGGAAGAGCUUCUACGCAUGCGCGCCCUGCUGCUGUUGCUGUUUCUUGAGGCUGGGGUCAGAGGUGAGCGGUACCGGAAGUUCCCUUUGUGCUCCUCCGCUUUCCCGCUACAGGAGAGCGGUUGAAAGCGGCUGACAGACGUUGUCGCCACGGAGGAAACGGGAGGGAGUCGAUCGUAUUUGACGUCACCGGUGAGCCCCUUGGUCAUAGGAUUAUCGCCCUGUUGACCAAGGAGCCGCAACCUCCUGUGACUGGGAGCGAGAGCAAAAAGCUGCGCGUGCGCGCUGAGUGCCGCUGGUUCUGCUGGUGAUCCCUGUUUCCCGUAUCCCGGAUCAGAGGUGACCGGGACCGGAAGUGGCCAUUUAAACUGCGAAAAUCAGUUGUCAGCGGCCGUGAACGAAACGCCUGCGGGGACUUUACCAAAAGGCCUUAGACGGUGGCGAGGACUAGAGUCUGGGCACCGGAAGCUAAGGUGCGUCACGGGAGCCCCGGGAAUGGCUACGAAGGGUAACGGGGCAGAGUGACGAGGCCGCUGCGGAGCACAGGGGUGGAGCUUAGAGGAGAUGUUGUGACGUCACCAUGAGCAUCACUACAUACUGAUAUCACUGCACCAUCCCCGCUCCCCCAGACUUGCUGGCCAUGUCCUCAGCCACCAUCGUGCACGACCCCUCGGAGGCGGUGCCCCUGUGCCCGGCGCUGGGCCUGUACCUGAAGCCAAUCGCGCGGGUGACAAUCUCGGUGUCGCUGCCCCCUCCGCCCCCAGCUCCGCCCCCUUCGCCUUCCUCGACGUCCCCGCCCCCGCGUGCGCCAAGUCGCGCAGUGUCAAACUGGGAGGUGAUGGAGGGACUGCGGGCGAUGGCACAGGGGGCACGAGCGCCGCUGUCAUCACUGCGCCUGGCCCGGGGCGGCCCAGAGGUCGUGCGCUUUGAGGGCGAGGUCGAGAACCGGGCGCUUGUGCGUCCCGCGCUCGCUGGCCUGGACGGCAAGACUAUGAUGCUCAGCGGCCUCCCCCAUGGCCUGCGUGUAAGCGCCGCUGAGGCCACGCCCCCGCCCACGGAUGACCCCGCCCACCCUCAUGACACCAUCCACCUUCAGGGCCUACCCUGCCGCUGGUUUGCGCCCCGUGGGGGCAGUGGCGGGGAUGAGGCUGGAGGCAUUUCUUCCCCUGGUGGCAUUGCCUCAGCAGAGAGGCCCAGCGAGGCUCUCCUGCGCCAGGCUUUCGGGGCGUUUGGUGAGAUCCGCCAUGUGGACAUUCCCAUGCUGGACCCUUACCUUGGUGAGGACGGCAGCCAUGGCGGGGGCGGGGGCGGGCGGCUCCGCUUCGAGGCCUACGUUCAGUACCGAGAGCGUGAUGCCUACGCCCGUGCCAUGGCUGCCCUGCGUGGUGCUAAGCUCAUGUUUAGGGGCACCGACGGCAAAGCUGUGGCCUGCGGCAUCAAGGUGACAUCAGAUGCCACACAGCACCUGAGCGAGGCUUCGAUCAGACGCCGGCAGCUGGAGCGGCAGAAACUACAGGAACUUGAGCAGCGGCGUGAAGAGCAGAAGCGGAAGGAGCGUGAGGAUGAGGCGCGGCGGCGGGCAGGCCAGCGGAAGCAGCGGGAGGCAGAGCAGCAACAACGGGCACGGCGUCGGGAGGAGAAGCUUCGGCGCAGAGAGGCACGGCAACGAGCACGGAGGAGACGAGGCCGACGUCGAGAGGAGGAGGAGGAGGAGGAGGCAGAGCCCCAGCCGGUGUUGGGGCGCGAGGAGGAGGAAGGUUUAGAGCCCCGUCGGCUACUGCUCGCCCAGCGCAACCUGCAGUCUGUGCGGCUCAUUGCUGCCCUGCUUGCCCGCGCUGAAGCCGCCAGACGCCGCCAGCGUGAGCAGAGCGAGGAACGACGUCGCCACGCAAAGGAGGAAGAGCUUCGGCGCCAGCAGGAGGCAGAGAUUCGGCGUCAGAGGGAGGCAGAGCUACGCCGAGUGGAAGAGGAGAAGCGGCGGGCACUGGGACUGCAACGUCGGGAGCGUGAGCUCCGCCAUCGCCUCCUCGCCCUGCUGCUAGCCCGGGGGCCUGGCUUGGGGCGGCUAGUGGGCGGGGCCGGGACAGGAAGUGACGUUGUGGGGGCUGGGAACAGCAAGAUGGCUGUGGGGGGUGGCCAUGGGGAGGCAGGACAAAGCCAGACAAUGACAGGAAGUGAAAUCAGGGGAGAUGGAAGGGAGAAUAUGAAGACAGGAAGUGAUAUGGCUACCUCGGGAAAUGGCCACAUUGACAGAGAAAAUGAGAAAAUAAAGACAGGAAGUGGGGUCCCAGCCACAGGAGGUGGUACUGGGGACCCAAGAGGUGCGGACAAACAAACAGAAAGUGGUGUCCUGCCGACAGGAAGUGAUGCAAAGACAGGAAAUGGUGCCAGAGGGACAGGUGGCCCAGGGAGGGACCCAAUUGCAAAGACGUGGACGGAAAAUGUGACGACAGGAAGUGGCGGCCCCGAAACAGGAAGUGGUGUGGCCAAGAUGGCGACAGUAAGUGCUAGCAAUGAGACCGAAAGUUCAUCUGCCAAGCUCAAAGCCAUGCCCACUUCCUGUAGUGACCGGGAAAGAUGUGGCCUUGAGUCCCGCCCGUCCUGGCAUUCCCGUGACUUUGGGGGCAGUUCAGGACAGUCUAGAAGCCGUGAUGGCAGUGAGCGGCGACGCCCCCACGAGGAAGAGGACGGCGGUGGGCGGGACCGGAAGCGCGCACACCGCCAUCGUGAGGACCGUGGUCGCUCGAGGUCUCGAUCCCCGCGGCGCCGGUGACCGACCUGCCCAAAUCAUGGGACUUACUAGAUGACCCAGAAGUCCUGCCCCAAGGACUAUGAAAGUCAUAGGCUCCCUGGCGGCCAUUAUGUAUUUUUUCAAACCUCUGAAUGCGGAGUUGAGUUUUCGGUUUCGGGGGCGGGACUUGGGUGUGACAUGAGUGGCGUAGUGUGUGGCCAUGCUCAAUAAACGCCUGGAGUUGGAGAUGUGUGA
Molecule: messenger RNA, 3304 nt
Organism: Rattus rattus (black rat)
Lineage: Eukaryota; Metazoa; Chordata; Mammalia; Rodentia; Muridae
Gene: Akap17a
Product: A-kinase anchoring protein 17A
Exons: 5
Coding region: 959-3091 (710 amino acids)
Biological process (GO): regulation of RNA splicing
Cellular component (GO): cytosol; nuclear speck
Molecular function (GO): protein kinase A binding; RNA binding
Source: RefSeq, a predicted model, not a curated record